CCCAACUCUCGAUAGAGGCUCGCGUGCGUGUCGCGACCCUUCUACGAAACGAUAAAUUAUUUGAUCUGCUAAAGUCCUUCUGAAGUGUUAAGUUUCAUAAGACUUAAGACUGCUAUAAAAGUAUUAUCAAAAUUUAAAGUGACGUAAGAGUUUUGUAAUGUCAGUGAAGUGCUAUGUGAUUGGUUUACAAUGGGAAGGUGGCGGGGAUAACACAGUGUUGAUGGGACGAAGUGAUACAUAGUGUUUCCGUGUCCGCUGUCAAAAAAAAACCCAACCAUGGAUAAAAUGUCAGCAGCAGGUUCAGCGGUGGCGAUGAUAGGAGCAAAUCUCCGGUUCGGUUCAGCGGGUGCAACGAACGCUUCAAUUGUGAACAACACUCGGCUGUGUCCGCCCGGAGGCGCUGCAAGCGCUACAGCGCUCCUGGCGUUAUCGAGUCUCGGCAUGUCUGCGAAUAUAGCUCUUAUGGCUGUUAUACUGAGCAAGAAGCAGUUGCGAAGAUGGUCGCACGGUCUUCUCUUCCAUCAAGCAGUAGUGGACUGCGCACGAGCAGCCAUUCUUCUUCCACUCGGUAUUGCUGUACUCAGAUGUCAACCAGUCUACAAAUGUUCGUUGGUGGAAACCGCCUUUCUAUUGCUGGUGACGGUGUCCACUGUAAAUAUGUUGACGACAGUUCUAAAUGACAGCCCAAUUUUCCCGGAAAAUGAAGAGGAGCAAGCAGAUUUGUCCGCACCCCUGCUGAUGGAUAGCCCUCAAUGCGUCCUUUUCGGUACAUUCAUGAUAUGGUUUGCUUCAAUAACAAUAAACCUGGGACCAACAUUCCUGUCUGGAGCAUUAGCUGCGAGCGCUGGGUCUUAUAGCUCCUACGGACCUUCACCGUCCUGUCCUUUAGUACGAGGGCCCUUCAGACAUUAUGUCCUUAAUGCUCUCUGGAUAGGCGUCAACGCUGUGUGCGUGGGAUUGACGCUGUUCCACUUGAAGAAACUACACCGGGACCUUACUAAGACUGUAGAUGGGUCUCUCGCUGAUGGCCAGUGCCGCCCAACAUCAAGUGCAAAUCUUCCACUGGGAGGUGGCAGGAGACUCAGGGGAUACCUCGCAAGAGUUGAGCGAGAAGGUGUGCGCCGCGUGAGGAUGUUCCUGGUGAUAACUGCUGCUUAUAUACUGUUCUGGGGUCCACUGUUCAUCAUUACUCUGCUUCAUCACCCAGCGCUAACUUCACAUGUCGCAUAUGAGCUUUACUUUCAAAUAACGUUACACAUAUCGUACGUCCAUGCCGCUGUCAACCCGCUGAUGUUUCUCGCGCUCCACCGAGCACUGCGCCGGGCUGCUCUGCAGCUAUGCUGUGGAUGCUGUGUGCAUUGGAGCCAGUUCGUACUAGCCCUCACGGCUGCUGCUCAGUCCCCGCUCGCUCCAGCAUCAUUCUCGCCGGCUGCUGCAUCACCUGAGCCUCCCCCGGCGCCGCCGCCCCCGCUGGCUCCCCCGGCUCCCCCCGGGCCGCCGUUGCACUCCAACCCACACACGAUGAUGAGCUGGGAGGUUGAGGAGUGUGAUGCUGAGAGUAUGUCGAGUGCGCGUGUGCAGGGAGACGAGGAUAUGAUGGAGUGGACCAGCAGUGCGCGUAGACCCCGCAGCCCGCAGUCGCCGAGCCCCUUGCUUUCCGCGAUCUGAGCUGAGCAGCCGAGGCACCAUCGGCGUCUCCUGGACUAUAGUGCUGUGGAAUAUGGUGUUUACAGACAUACUACGAACACUGGAACCGAGUAUCAAGAUAAAUACUAGCUCUAUAUUUAGAUUUAUAUCAAAUAAAAUUGUACAAUGUAAAACACUGUGUAGGUACUUAUAAUAUGUAGUCCAUAACGAACUUAAUUUAAAAAUUUCAUAAAUAUUAAUAGCUCUACAAAAAUUCAACAAACAUUUCACUUUACUCGAGAUAAAAGACACUUUAAGUAUACUUGGCAAAUACCAACACAUGAAGGAUAAUAAAGCAAAUAUUUCUCUUUAUUUUUAAAUGACAAUUACUCCAAAUUAUCAUGCAAGUACAAUAUAAGUCAAACGUCAAAAGUUACUGCCAUGUUUGUUUUUAUUCAUUCCUCAAGUGUUUUGAAUAAUGACUUUUUUCGUUAUAAGACACUUCGACAUUAUAGAAAUAUUUAAAUAAAUUAUUGUGAUUUAUGUUCAAAUAGUCAAUUUUAGAUCGUAGUUUAUAUUAAGUAUUCCAAUUAAAUAAUAAGUCAAAUCCUAUUAAUAGUACAAGUUCUAUUUAAUACAUAAUUAUUUAAAUUAAUUCGUAGGCACUAUCAAUAAAUUGUACUUAAUUAUAAUUGUAUUAUAUUAAAUUAUUAUACAAUAAAAACAUGUAAAUAUUAUCUUUAUAAUUAAAGAAAAAUGUAAUUUAACUAAUCAUAAUAUAUUUACAUAUUGUAAAGAAUAAUUUAGUCAAUAAAUUGUUUAGAGACUUUUUAAUCAAGUUAUGUUGGAAUGAUAUUUUUCUGUUGUAUUGAUGAAUUUAGAUUUGAUUUUUCUAUCUUUAUAACACACAUCCAUGAUCCAAAUUUACUCCCCCUAUAUCCGUAAGAAUAAUGGCAUAAGAUAAACGCUUCAAAAGUAAAAUUAAAUGACACUUCCACGCUAGUUGACAGCUGUUAGGCCAUCCACAAUCGAUGACAGUCUGAAUUUUAGAGUAUCAGAAACACGUACAUAGCGAUCUGUAUGCUUUCCCUAAUGGUGUAGAGAGCCAUUCGAGAUUCAUAGAGAUAAUCCGCUUCUAAAGCUGAGAAGCUUCAUGAGAAUUAGUGGCUUACUGCAUGCUGAUCGCGUUCUGUGUGGCGUUGUCGUUCGAAAUAGAAAACUCGUUAGCGUUUUAAGCAUAAAUGGUAAACAAACGCAUGCGCGCGCUCUAUUCCUCCGUUUUGUGCCUUCCUCGAUGUUACUUAUAUGACAUUUUUUUUUAAUAAAAAUAAGGGACAAGCCGAGCUGGACAUUCAGCUUAUGGUAAUUGAUGCGCCCUGCCCAUUACAAUGCAGUGCCGCUCAGGAUUCUUGAAAAAUACAGAAAUUCUGAGUGGCCGCACAAUUGCGCUCGUCACCUUGAGACAUACGAUGUUUAGUCUCAUUUGCCCAGUAAUUUCACUAGCAACGGCGCCCUUGAAACACGAUAAUGUUUACACAGUAUUGCUUCACGGUAGAAAUAGGUGCCGUUGUGGUACCCAUCAUCUAGCCGACAUCCUGUGCAAAGGAGCCUACCACUGGUGAAAAAAAAAAAGAUAUCUUUUUGUACAGUUUAUUUAAUACACAUGUGACUUUAACAAAGUUACUCAUGGCGAAGUAUGGUUCUAAUUUCAUUAAUAUAUUCCAUUAUCAAAGACAUAUAUAUGUAAUAUCUGAAAUGGUAAGCAAAUUCUCAGUGAGUUACUAUAUUUUCCAUUUUACUAAAUAAUAUAUAUGUUGCAGAAUGAUUUGCAUUUAAUUUAUGGGAAGAUUAUGUAGUAACAUUAAAGUACAUAAAUUAAGUAUAUUAUAUGAUUCAGAAUUUUAAGGUGAAAUUAUUGAAAUAAAACACAUAAUAGUUUAGAAUUAUAAUUAUAAUAUAUUUAUUAUGAUGUUAUGAAUAAAAAUAAUCUAUUUUACUAGACCUAGAACACAAAUUAAAACUCUAAAAUAAUGUUUCAAAGAGUUGAAAAGGAAAAUAUAAAAUUUAUUGAUAUAAAUGAAUAGAAAGUGUAAGUGUAAAAUAACUUAAACUCAAUCUAUAUAUUUUUUGAAUAUACCAAUACCUAAUUAAAUUUAAAAGUUCCAUCCUAAAGCUGUUGAAGUAGCUUAUAAAUGUUUAUAAGAGUAUUAUUAAGAAAUCCUAAACAAUUGGAUUUUUGUAGGAUAAUAUCUUUAUAUGUUAAUCCAAUGUCCUGAUGUAUGCUUCUAGUGAACUGGUAAAUUAUUGAACAGAUUUUAAUAGGCAUUUCUUCAUGGAGUGCAGCUUAGUCCAACUUGAGAGAUAGAAUAGAUUUUAUUUGUAUUUGGAAGCCAUAAUUUUUAUUUCCAAUAUUUGUUUUGUAUGGACAUAUUUUGUAUGAGAUAAUUUAUUGACAUACAGUUUGACAGUUCUGCUGUGAAACACUUUUAUUAUAACAACAGGGAGCAUAUUUUACGAAAUAAUUCAACAGUAAGUAUUUUAUUUAUUAUGUACAGAUCUUCUGUCAGGUUAGUUGGUUAUUAUGUAAAUAUUGAAAUAUUUAAAAAUGAUAAUAUUAGUGACAAUUGAUCAUUUUUGUAUUUAUUUAUUUUGUAAAUAAAACAGGCCUUUUAGAAGCACCAAUUUAAUAUUAUAUUUCAAUAUUAUAUUGACAGCAUAAUUAUUCCUUACCUUAUAAAUAAAUCAGAAAAUAUUUAGAUCCUAAUUUCACAUAUCUCUAGAUAUAUAUAAGCUCAAUUAUACACCUGCAUAUUUUCAUUUGUAAAUUAAGAAAAAAAUAAAAUAAAAUGAUUUAUUAUACACCUGCAUUAUUCAUUUGUUAAUUAAGAAAAUAAUUAAAUAAAUGAUUUUUUUUAACGGGAUUGAUUAGAUAUUCAAUAAUAUCUGGCUAAAACUGUUUUGCACUGCAAUUAAAUAAGUUUAAAAGUAGUUAAGCACAAAAAUAUAAAUUUAAAUGGUAAAUUAUAAUAUAAUUUUUAUUAAUAGUACUGUGUAUAUGUUUCGCAAAUAAAGUGUAACCAUUUAUAAUAAUUUUUCGUUUCGUUUAACUAGAAAAUGUAUUUUAAAAACUCAAGACUGAUUUUCCUAAUUUACGACCGUAAAGUAGUAAUUAGUAAUAUUUUUAUGUAAAUCAUAAAUUUAACAUUCCAGGUAUAUUAAUUUGCUUAAAAAUUGUAAUCAUUUUACAUUUUACGAAUUUAUUGAAGCCAUUGAAUGUUUUUGUCAUUGUGAA
Messenger RNA from Leptidea sinapis, 4918 nucleotides. RefSeq lists its product as uncharacterized. The coding region runs from base 277 to 1668 and encodes 463 amino acids. The record is from RefSeq and is a predicted model, not a curated record. The transcript has 10 exons. Gene Ontology annotation, molecular function: G protein-coupled receptor activity; peptide binding. NCBI's taxonomy places the organism in Eukaryota, Metazoa, Arthropoda, Insecta, Lepidoptera, Pieridae. Gene Ontology annotation, biological process: G protein-coupled receptor signaling pathway. Gene Ontology annotation, cellular component: membrane.